Messenger RNA from Rhagoletis zephyria (snowberry fruit fly), 1155 nucleotides. Its product is annotated as UPF0235 protein C15orf40 homolog. Gene Ontology annotation, cellular component: cytoplasm. Lineage: Eukaryota; Metazoa; Arthropoda; Insecta; Diptera; Tephritidae. The record is from RefSeq and is a predicted model, not a curated record.
UCCUUUAAGAGACAAUGGCCAUUUCAAUUUAUGAUUAGUACCGCAUCUACAUACAUAUUUGUGAUUACGUAUGUAUUUGUACUCGAUUUGUUAUUAUUUUCCAAACAACGGUGCAUACCUUCAGUACAAUUACAGUAUAAAAUGGCAAACUGCGCAGGAAGCCCAUCUCGCAUUAAUAUUCUUGCUACCAAAAUAAAUUUACAGUGUAUUUAUGUUCACACCCGUAUGGAAUAAUCGAUAUUACUUCGAUAUCGAUUUAUCUGAAAUGAAUUUUAAUCAAUCAAUUUGUAACAUAUUCAUUUCCAUGUAAACAAAAUAACAGCUGAUCACAGUUUAUUUGGUAUUAUAAAAAAAAAAAUUUAAUAAAUUCGUGUGAAUGCGCCGGCUAUUUUAUACGUAUUUUAGUGCUAUGUCAAAAAAUAAAAAUAAGAAGUCAUCAACUGCGGCGACAACAACCACUGCCGAUACGAAAUGCGAAGAGGGUCCAGUACAGAUGGAUAAAAGCGGUAAUAUAUGUAUACGUAUCCUGGCUAAACCCGGCGCUAAGAUGAACGGAAUCACAGAUAUUGGAACUGAGGAAGUAGGGGUGCAGAUCGCAGCACCACCCACAGAAGGCGAAGCCAAUGCGGAGCUGGUAAAAUAUCUGUCCAAAGUACUGGGGUUGCGAAAAAGUGACGUAUCAUUGGACAAAGGAUCCCGAUCACGCAAUAAAUUGGUUAUGGUUAGUAAAGGUGUCUCUACGCCUGAAAAUGUGUCCGCAGCGUUAAAAAGAGAGUGCGAGACUUAAAAAACUAAUAAAGGAAAUUCUGUCGCAUUUCAUUGAUUUUACGAUGUACUAUGUCAUUGAGGCAUCAUCUCUAAUCCAACCGAAGAGAAAGUAACCAAUUGUAAGGCCCAAAAUAAUGGCUAAGCACAGCCAAUAAUUAAAAGUCAUAAAUAUUAGCAUGAUCAGCAUUGACAAUGUAACUUGAAUUAAGAACAAUAGAUCCCGCGAAUGUAUGACAUACUGGGUCUACUUGCUCUUUAUUUUUCCCAAUUCGUUUAAGUUCACGUCGAAGAAGAAACUGCCGUAGAAAUUUUAGAGCUUCAUAUAAAAAUGACAAAAGAAAGACAGCAAGAGCUGAUAGUGUAAAUUCGGCGAUAGAUUUAGGGGAC